This is a messenger RNA of Nyctereutes procyonoides (raccoon dog), 6524 nucleotides long. RefSeq names its product KIAA0825 ortholog. The record is from RefSeq and is a predicted model, not a curated record. Bases 199 to 4017 code for a protein of 1272 amino acids. NCBI's taxonomy places the organism in Eukaryota, Metazoa, Chordata, Mammalia, Carnivora, Canidae. The transcript has 21 exons.
CGGGAGGGCCCGGGCUCCUGCUACUUCGGCGCCAGACGUGGGACACCGGUAUAUUUUGUAUACAUUGGGAAAAAAUCUCCACCGAAAGUAAUAAAGGAAAGGCAGCUCUUCUACUGACUACUUGGAAGGAAAUAAUUUCCCCCUUCCUUGGGAUCGGAAGACCAGCUCAUUCUUAGAGUCUUCUGAAACAAAAUUAGAAUGGAUUGUGGAGAUGAAUAUUCCCAUAAUUCUUUUGACCUACAUUGUCUGUUAAAUUCAUUUCCUGGAGAAUUGGAAUUUAAGCAGAUCUUCAGUGACAUUGAUGAACAGAUAGAACAAAAUGCUGCAAGUAUAGAACAUUGCAUUAAAGAAAUACAGUCUGAAGUUAACAAACAGUGUCCAGAUGUGCAGCUGAGAACAACAACUGACUGUUUUGAACUGCUAGAUAAUUAUAAUCCAACCAAGUCAUCAUCCAUUCCCCAUGGAGAUUUGAUAAAAUUCCUCAAAACACUGCAAGAUUUGUUGAAGAAUGAACUAAAUCAAGAAGAAAUGAUACUGGAUUUACUUUGGGACCUCUCCAGCCACAGCAGCAGUUCAUUCCCAUCAAUGCUAAGUGGAGCAUCUUUCCAUUUCCUCUCUAGGACUUCUCUUCAUUCGGUUGAAGAUUAUUCUUCUAUGGAUGUAAAGUCCAUAUGGGAUAAUAUAAGACUGCAUCUUCGACGCUUCUUAGUGAGCAAAUUACAAAGCCAUAAUGAAAUAAGCAAUUCACAGCACAAGAUUUGGUUGAAAAAUCAGUGCAUACAACAACUCUUGUUUCUUUAUCCAGAAUCAGAAGUUAUAGUCAAAUACCAAAGCAUACAGAAUAAACUGUUGGCUAAACUUCUGCAGAACUGUUUUCCUUCUUACAGCAGAGAAUCAAAUUUAGACAUAAUGGUUCAUGGAUACCAAAGUACAAUGCAUAAGUUAUACUCAAUGAUAGAAGAGGAUUUUAACACACUACGUGAAAUUUUAGCUCCAUCCUCAACAGUGAAAUUCAUUAAAGAAACUUACCUGGAUACUGUUACAGAAGAAACGGCAAAAUUUCUUGAAAAUUUUUGUGAGCUGCAGUUCCAAGAAAGUGCUGUCCAUGUGAUUAAAACAAGCAAGAGCUCCAGCAGGCAUAGAGGAGCAGUGCAUGCUUUGGUUACUCCUGAAUGCCCACAGAAAAGAAGAAACUUUUUCCUCUCCUUAGAUAAACUCAAAUUCUUAUCGCAACUCAUAAAAUCUUUCUUGGAGCUGGAAAAAAAUGUUGAAGAAUUAUUGGAAGAAAUAUUUGUAUCACUGAGGACACCCAGAAAUAUUUCAGGAAUUUCAGAUCCAUCCAAUCAAGAAGUUAUUAUAGAGAAACCUAGAACAAAUGUAACCAGAGUCCUUUCAGAGCAAUUGCCACCAGUAAAAGAGGCAACUUUACUAGAUUUUGCUUGGCGAAGUGUAUUUAAAGAAGUGUCUCUUCCCAUGGCACAUUGUAUAACAACAGCAAUUGAAGAUUUUUCCACAAAAAUUCUCCAACAGGAACAGAAUGAAAGGUCUUUGGCUGUAACCUAUGCUAUGAACCUUGUGAAUGUCCAGCAAGUUUGGCAAGACAGUCAUGUUCCUGAGGAGGAUCAACCAAAGAAAAUUGCAAAGUUUUGUUCUGACAUCAUGGAAAAACUUGACACAAUGCUUCCACUGGCUCUGGCAUGCAGAGAUGAUUCUUUCCAGGAAAUUAGAGCAAACUUUGUGGAGGCCUGUUGUAAAGUGGCAACAGCUGUCCUGGCGAGACUGCAAGAGAGAGUCAAGGAGUUUCCUUCCAAAGCACCCCUGAAAAACUUACACACAUUGCUCUCCACAGCGGUAUAUGUCUUCCAGCAUUUUACGCAGUAUGAUAAUUUGAUGAAAGAAAAUACUAAGAAACCCGUAUUCCUGGUGCCUGUCCAACGAUAUCAGGAAUUCAUCAACACUCUACAGUUUCAGGUUACGGACUACUGCGUCAGAGUUUGUGCUACAAGCAUUUUACAGGAUGCUGAGAGCCACCACUGGGAUGGCUACAAAGCUUUUUAUGAGGGGGAAAGAUGCUCCUUCUCCCUCCAGAUGUGGCAUUAUUUCUUCUGUGCUCUUCAUCACGAUCUCUGGACCAUUCUGCCCCCUAACUUAGCCCAGGAGAUUUUCACAGAAGUGCUGGAGAAAUCUUUGGGUCUGCUGGCCUCCAGAUAUGCUCGAGCCCAUCCCAGUUAUAAGAGAACUCCACAGAUCAGACUUGAUGUCACGACAAUUUUAAUAUGCACUGAGACUAUGUUAUGGUCAGUUUGCACAUCUGUACAGAAGCUUUUGAAUCCUCAUGAGUAUAUAGAUGAUAAAAUUUUUAAAAUUCAUACCCAUUGUAAUAAUCUGUUCACAACAUUAGUCAUUUUGACUUCACCUUUAACUGAAUUAUAUCAGACUUUCCAGCAUGGGUUGGAUGAUACUGCUUCGGAUUCCAUAAAACCGUUUUUCAAGCAACCAUUACAUUGGUUUUCUUGCAUAUCACAUUUCUAUCCUUCUUUACUCAGGGCUCCAUCAUCUGGACGACUAACAGCCGAGGGUCAAUUGAAACUGCUCUUAUCCCAGCCAGGUUGUAAUUGGAACCUGCUUCUGGAAACCCUACUGCAUCACGAUGGUCUUUUACUAAGAAUCUUGCUGAAGAGCUCAAAACAAGCUUCUAAUACAGACAACAAUCUGAACCAAGGAUCCAGCUUAAUAGAAUCCAUCUUUAAAGUAUUGUACCAUUGCAAUUUUUCUCCACAAAUAUUUGGAAAUGUUUUUGUGAGCUACAUGGAAGAAGAACAAUUAUGGGACUUCCUAUAUAACAUUCCAGUCUCAACGUUUUUGGAGUCUGAGCUAGAGGUCAUCCGAUGCUUGAGAUUGGCACUGACCGACGCUGUCAAGGACAUUGUACAGCAGAUAAUAUUUAUGAUGAGCCCUGGGAGAAACUGUGAGACCAACCUCAACAAGCAUAGUGUUCCUGAAUGUUUGCGUGAGAGCAUUCCAAAGGAAUGGAAUUAUAUUCCAAAAGAAACUAAAAGGAAAGAAUCAAGCAAAGGCUUCACAAGGCUUGCUGUUCAGGCAGUAUCUAUUGUAAUCAGCAAGUUACCUACGGUGAUUGCAUGUUUGCCUCCCCCAAUUAAAUACUUCUUUUCUCUGUCUGAGAGAAAAAUGUCAAAAAACUUUGUUGAAUUGAAGAAAGCUAGCCUCCUUGUCUGGAACUUGAUUUUAAUUAUAUGUCGGAUAUUUGAGGAUGGAAACACUGUGGAACUUUUAACAGGUGCCUCCCUUGACAGAUGGAGUAAAGAGAAACUUGGUUUAAUCUGUGUGUGUUUGGAAAGCAUCAUGGGAAAGCAGACAAGUGGGCCUAAUCAAAUGGCCCAGAGGGUCAUACAGAGCAUUGAGCAGGAAAAACCCAACUGGAUUGAGAGCCAAUUGUUGAAAGCAAGGAAGUUGAGCACCAAAUGUGCGUUUAUGACAAUAGAGCAAAGCACAGCCUUAGAAGAAGGAGAUGGUGCUCUUGAACUGACUGAGCAGAAAAUAAACAUGAUGGUCCUGGAUAUCUGCCACAAACCAGGUGGCAGCGAGUACCUGCGGCAAAUUUAUCACAUCAUGCGGCUCAAUGAGGAAUAUUUAAAAGAACAGCUGUUUUCUAUGAAUGGUUCGAAGGAAAAGCCAUUACCCAUCAGACCUUUAAAGAUGACCUUGAGGAGUGUGGAAGAUCAGCCUUCUGCCUUUAACCCUUUCCAGGUGUACAAGGCAUUUAGUGAAAACAUGCUAGUUCAGUCAGCCAUCACAAAAUGGAACUGGAAUUGGUCAAAGUUGCUGCCAAAUUAUCUGGUACUGGAUAAGAUGACCUUCAGUGUACUGCUCAAAAACAGAUGGGAAAUGAGAAAGGAUGAAAGACUAGAAGAGGAAGAAAAAGCAAUGCUGGAACAUUUAAAACAAUUUUGCACCAUCCAGAACUCUUCUGCUUCAGAUAACACAGAGGAACCAUAAUUUGCAGAAAACAGCAACAGCUUUAUUUUAGGAAAUAAUCACAUGUAAUAGAGUAGGAUUUUUACUAGUCGGAAUGAACCUCAGAUGUGCUGUGAAGCAUGAAACCAAUAACUGAGUAAUCUCUGAAAUGAAAAGGAAUACACCGCAUAAGGAAUAAAGUGCUACAUAUUUUUUACUUUAAAAAUAAUUUCAAAUGUUUUUCUUUCCUCAGUUGUUCUCUUUAUAUGAUAUAACUGCUGCCAUCUCGUGUUCCCUUUGAAUUAUUUUUUUUUUCUUCUUAGUCUUGAAGUAUCUAUGACAACAGACAAAAUGUUUGGAAACCUUUCCCUAAGGAUUUUUAAAUACAGCAUUUGGAUGUUAAGUUGAUUGGAGUAACAUAGCCCCUUGAGGGUCAUCUUGAAAAUUUCAAUUUAAUUUUAAGCUGUAGCCCAAGUUCAGGUGUUAGUCACUUUUAAAACCCACAAAUGUACCAACCUCCUUUCCCAAAGCCUCUUCCUCAUGCAGUUUAUCUUAAUCAUAAUCACAAAAACAUUUUCCUGAAGAGUAACUUUAGUUCUAUCUCUCCCUAUAGUGGUUUUUCAAACAUCACAUUCAAACCUUCAGUCAUAUGCUUUCACAUCCUACACCCAAUGUCUCCUUAUUCAGGCAACUGCUUGUCAUCCUCUUGGUUCAAGCCAAAUGCUUACCAUUUUUCCCAGUCAGAAAGCAUCUUUCUUCCAAAAUAACAUUCAAAACUCAUUCCAACAAUCCUGUAGUUUCUGUUACUUCUCUUAUUUCUAUUACAUUCACACACACAACACACACGCACAGGAAAUGGAAUGUGUUCUAGUGCCCUCUAUGUCAAGUAUUAUUUACUAUAUCCUUACUAUUAGUGCAUGGUAUUAGAUUAUAAAGACCUCAAAGGGCUUAUAAUAUGAAGUCUCCCUUUUUAAAGGAUUCCACACUCUCCCCAAACACCUGCUACAGCGUUAUUCAUGUAGUGGGCAAUUAAUAAACACAAUUGUUUGAAUGACUGCCAUUAAAAGAAGACAACAAAGACAAUUCAACUGUUUAGCAACCUUAUGUGAUAUCUGGGAGAAGCCUUAUCUAUUUUAGACCAUAUGAUAUUGAACAUCAUGUUUCUGAUAUACUCAGAUUGUCCAUGUUCCCACAUUCUGUGAUUUUUAUAAAAUAUGUGUAGGCUACAUAAUUUCCAAAGGAAAGUACUUAUGCAUUUUUCAAAAAGUAAAAGCUUAGAGUGCAGAGGAGGCCACCUUAGAAAAUCUCUUGCAUUAUUUCCUACAUAAAAACAUAUAAAUGGCCAUGUAGCUAGCUGCCUACUGAGUAACACAUUUUAUUUCUAAAAAAUGUAUUUUUGUUGGUCAGUAUAAUCAUGAACCAAGCGUUUUGAGACAUGGUUGAAAUAAUUUCUAAAAAUUCUAUACAGACUGGGGUGCCUGAGUGGCACAGUGGGUUAAAGUGUCUGAUUCUCGGUUUCAGCUCAGGUCUUGAUCUCAGGGUUGUGAGAUUGAGCCCUGCCUCUGGCUCCACACUCAGUGCAGAGUCUGCUUGAGAUUUUCUUCCUCUCCUUGCCCUCUGCCCCUCACCCCACUCAUACUUGCUCUCUCCCUAAAAUAAAUUAUAUAAAAAUUCUAUACAGACCAUUUUAAAAUGGUAAGUUUUUAUGAGAAAUGAACUUACCUAUUAACAGUUACUAUGAUAAUCAAUUUAAGACAACAUGACUUUCUUACUUCAGGUUUGUGAUGGUCUGCAUAAAACUGUAUACUAUAUUUUAUUAGAAUGGACACUAAAAUAGAAAGUCAAAAUAAGAAUAAACUGAGGCAAUAAACUAAAUGAUCUUAUAAAGUAAGAGAUUUCAUAUUUGGGUUCUUUGUCUUCCAAUAGAUCUAAAGAUCAUCUUUUUAACACUUUUAAUUGAAUCUAAACAUUUUUAUAGUAAUCCUGAAAAGUGGCUGACUUAUUUCCUCUAGAAAAAAUAUCUCUAUGGCUCCAUUUGAAAGGAAAUUAGAAUACUAAGGGGAGAAUGAGAUAGCUGGAAGAAAAGUGAAAAACAGAAAAGCUUGUGGAUGAAUUUUCUUCUUUUUUUUUGAGAGAGAUAGACAGUGAGUGAGUGGUAGGGUGGUGCAGAGGAAUCUCAAGCAGGCUCUAUGCCCAGCACACAGCUUGAUAUGGGGCUCACACAUAACCCUGAGAUCAUGACUUGAGCUAAAAUCAAGAAUCAGUCACUUAACCAACUGAGCCACCUAGGUGCUCCCAGAUGAAUUCUCUUCUAUAUUUCCUUAGUGAAAUUAUUGCAGCUGUAAGUGGAAUAAAAUUUAUAACUUGAUAUAUUAAAAUAAUAAGACAGUGAUUUAUCUGAUCAUUUUGACUUUAUACUUAACAUGUUUCUUAAAGUAUAAUAAGAAUGGUAUUUCAAAAUGAUUAUUCUUCCUCAUGUUUAUUUUGCAUUUGUGUAAAUUAACAAUGGGAAUAAAGCCUAAUACUUUAUAAGUCCCAAUAUGCUUAUU